Molecule: messenger RNA, 3187 nt
Organism: Megalobrama amblycephala (Wuchang bream)
Lineage: Eukaryota; Metazoa; Chordata; Actinopteri; Cypriniformes; Xenocyprididae
Product: major histocompatibility complex class I-related gene protein-like
Exons: 7
Coding region: 217-1284 (355 amino acids)
Biological process (GO): immune response
Cellular component (GO): external side of plasma membrane
Source: RefSeq, a predicted model, not a curated record
AAAAAAGAGAGAGAAAACGAAAGAGAGUCACAUGAGGAAGAAAACCUCACCUUAAAUGGCAGCUAAGUUACAAUAGACAAUAACGCUCAAAAACAUUGUAGAAGUAGGCUACACAACACCUAUUUGUUGGAAGACAUUUUGCAUCGUGUUAAGAAGUGACACGCAAACAUUUUUUUCAGAGAUUAUCCAUAACACCUGGAUUCAUUAAUUCAGAGAAUGCUCAAGCUUGCAUAUCUGCUGUCAUGCUUGACGGUCGUCAAUGCAGGUUCUCACUCACUGAUGGCUUUGGCAACAUAUAUAGUUGGACAGACACCAUUUCCUGAGUUCAGUGUUGUGCUGAUGUUGGAUGAUCUGCAAAUACUGUAUUAUGACUCUGUCACAUGGAAAGCUGUCUAUCGCUCUCACAGUACUGAUUCACAGUUCAAUAAUGAAGUGCAAAGUGAUGCUGAUGUUGUAUUUAACGCCAUGUACAAUAGCAUGAAAACUCGUGAUUUUUAUGUUAAAAAACACUUAAAUCACACAGACGGUGUACAUGUCCAUCAGAGACUUGUUGGAUGUGAACUGUUGAAUGAUGAUAAACCAGGUCCACUUCAUUUCUGGGAUGCCUUUGAUAGACAAAAUAUGGAGGAGUUCACAUAUGACCAGGGAAAAAACGAUAUACAGAUCAAAAAGCCAUGGAUGAUACCGUGGGACCAAGUGAAACAGCUUCAUAUAAAGUUUCUAUUUAAAAAUGUUUAUCAUCCUAUUUGCAUUAAAGUUUUGCGAAGGUACCUGAAUAUGGAAAAGAACAAUGUGAUGAGAAAAGUGAAACCCAGAGUCAGAAUCCUUAAGAAGAAACUCCCAGACUCUCAAGGGCUUCAGAUCAGUUGUCUGGCCACUGGUUUUUACCCCCGUCACAUUAACCUGACUCUGUUCAGAGAUGAUCAGCCUGUGGAUGAUGAUCAGAUCACAGGAGGAGAGAUUCUUCCCAACGGAGACGGAACUUACCGGAUGAGGAAGAGUUUGGUGAUCAGCGCAGAAGAACAACGUGAAAGACACAAAUACAACUGUACAAUGAAACGGCUCAAUCUGGACAACAAACUGGACAUUACAUUUGUUUCAGAUGUGGCUGAAUCUGACCCAGGAUCCUUCACUCUGUCUGUAGUUAUCAGUGUGCUGGUGUUAAUGUGUGUGGCUGUUUUCAUCAUAACUGCUCUCAUCAUAUGGAGGAAGAAGAGAUGUGCUGCUGGACGAGUCUCUGAGAUGUCACAGUGUAAAUACUUCCCUACUCCAUCUUCAAGAUGAGGUCAAGGCAAUACAUCAUGCAAAACUUUGUAGAUGCUAUUUGGGUUAUGCUAUGAUAAUAACUUCUACAAUGCUGGGACAGAGAUGGGUCUUGCGCAUGUUGCCCACUUGAGACCCACCUAGUAAGUGCAAUCCUGUAUGAAAUCCAUGCGAUUAUGGAACCCACGGACUAUGUAGGGCCAAGUUUUUCAGCCCAUUACAGUUUUUUUCAGUUGCUAACAAGAAUUGUUCAAUACCGAAACCACAUUUUCAAAACUCUUCACACAGUCAGCAAAACAGAAGUCAAUGAAGACCAAACUGUGAACCAUUUUUCAUUGCUUUCAGACAAAAUGCAUUCAGUGACCACACUUUUCAAAAUUCAGGAACUCUUUUCCCAUUCGUACUCCACAACAUGCAAAAUACUAUGUAUUUUCAGCACAUUUUUCUAAUGCUAACACACUGCAUUCAAAAUGAUUAAAAAUACAUUCAGAACAGAAUGAUGGCAAAUUCCAAGCAUUUAUGCAGUAAUUAUUUUAAAAUAUUCUCAAUUUUAUAGCCAAAAAUUAAAAAAAUAAUCAUUACAAGCUAAUUGCAAUUUUAGCUGAAAUUCCACCCACUCCAAUGCAAGAGAGAGAGCAGACGAGAACCAUCACUGUAAUUUACUAUAAUGAACAACUACACAUGUUGUUACAGUAAUGUGUAGAAUGUAUUUUAUUUAUUCUUUUUUUAUUAUCAUUGCAGCCCUGGAGUUUUUUCCCUCUUUUUUCACCUUUUGGUUAUAAUUUUCAAGUACUAUAUUCAUAUAAAAAAAUGAAAUUUUUAUUAAUUUCUGAUUCAUUCGUGUUACAAAUGCUUUCAAUAAAAUUGUGUUACAGUAUUCUAUAUGAAGAACUGAUUUAUGUGGAAAAUCAUUGAAACUUUAAAAAAGAAAAGUUCAUCAAUUAUGUAAUGCUUCCUGUUGUUAGUGUUUUUUAGGUCAGUGUGUUGUGAAUGAAAUGUGUGUUUUCUGAAUUGUUGCCAGUGUUAUGUUGGUCUGAGUGAGUUUUGUAGGUGAGAUUAACUGUUUGGCCAACAUUCAUGCUGGUAAUGCAGACUGUGUGAAGAGUUUUGAAAAUGUGGUUUCGGUAUUGAACAAUGCUUGUUAGCAACUGAAAAAAACUGUAAUUUCAUAUUCAUAUGUGCCCCACGUACACAUGUUGGCUGGGGAACUGGAUUCAAUAUUUUGAAUGCUUCGAUCCACAAUCUGACUUUUGACUUGUGAUGCAGCCUGAAUCAUAAUAACACCGUGUUCGUUCACUGGCCAGAGGAGGACUGGUCCCCUGGCUGAGCCUGGCUUCUCCCAAUGUUUUUCUCCAUUCCUGUCACCUGAAGGAGUUUGUGUUCCUUUCCAUUGUGACCUCUGACUUGCUUAGUUGGGGACAAUAAAUAUUCAGCAAUAUUACUGAUUUGACUGCACUGACACUAUUGGAUGAGAACUUGAACAAAAGUGAAUCGACAAUGAACUGAUUUCAACUAACUGUUUGUGACUGUUCAAAUGACUGUUAACUAUUGUCAUUUUAGAGCUACUUUACUGCAGAGUUGAAUUCUGUUUUUGUUAUUGAAUAUUUUUUCAAACAGUUGGCCUAGGGUACUUUCUGUUCUUCUGCUCCUCUUUGUCAUUUUUAUCAUUAAAUGUGUCCAGAAACAGGCAGGAAGAACUCGGGAAGUAACACUGACCUGCAUAGCUGAUCAUACCUUUCCAUUCUUUAGUUUGUGGAGGUAAUGCAUUUAUUACAUUGACAGACUUUACACAUUAUGAACAACAAUUCAGUCAACAGAAUGGAAAGGAGUAAGAAAAAAAAAUCACAAAGAAUAAGCAGCACACCAGAAAUAUGAUAAUAUAGCGAGGAUAUGUCUGGGAGAAUAAAGCUCAGGUUUAUAAUAA